UGGUUAAACUUUGGUUUUGUUGGAUAUCGGUACCAGUCUAAGUUCUGAUCAGAGACAGAGGAACAGCACCAUCGUGCUGUUUGGCCUGUUUACCUUUUGAAGCCUGAAGUCACACGAUGCACCAGAACCUCAGACUAAGCCCCGCCCUGCAGAUCCGUCAGCGCUGUUCAGUUUACCGAGUUCAGUUUUGCAGACUGGAUCGGUAGCAUGCCUGCGCGGUUCUGUCUGAUGCUCUGGUUCCUGGUCCGGUCCUCUGAAGGUCAGGUAAACAUCACAGCUGAACUUGGAGAGGAUGUUAUUCUGCCAUGUGAAGCUCCCAACACCAACAAACCCAUCAUAGUUGUAGAGUGGAGCAAACCUGAAGUGGAUCAGGAAUAUGUUUUUCUGUACCGAGAUGGACACUUAGAUUCAGUCUACCAGCUUCCAUCUUACAGGAACCGGGUGGAUCUACAGGACAGACAGAUGAAGGACGGAGACGUUUCUCUGGUUCUGAAGGAUGUGAAGAAGAACGACACUGGAACAUACGAGUGUCGGGUUUUCCAGAGAGGAACAAACCGCAAGAAGAGAUCCAAUCUGCAGACUGAUCCCAUCAUCACCAUCUACCUGUUAGUUCUUGAACCAGGAGACAAGGAUGGAGGAGACAAGGAUGGAGGAGACAAGGAUGGAGGAGACAAGGAUGGAGGAGACAAGGUUGGAAUCAUUGUAGGAAUCAUUGUAGGACCAGUAGUGGGUGUGAUGAUCCUUCUUGCUGGUGGUUUUCUGAUCUAUAAAAGCUGCAUGAGGCAGAAGUCACACCUCCCUGUUCCUCCUGAUGAAGCAGCAGAUUGACAGUUUCUGAGUCAGCAGCAGAUCAAACCAGAGCUUCUCGAACUUUCUCCUCCAAAAUGAACAUGAUUCAAUUCAGUUUUAUUUGUAUCGUGAAGUUUACAACACGUUAUCUCACAGUGGUUAACAGAGUCAGAUGUAUGAUGGAUCCAGCAGCAGCAGAACAAACUGGACCCUGUGGGGGUAUGGCAGCGAAGUUCAUCUACUUUUAAUCAAACCGUGAUCUUGAUGUGAACUUCACCAAACUGAGGAAACAGCUGUGUGCGUGUCCAGCCAGCAGAAGGCCUGAUGUUAACAUCUGCACAUCCAACAGACUGAACAGGUGGAAGGAGGCAGAAAUGAAGAAAGAAGGAAGUUUGUUUACUACUUGAAAAAUGAAGUAUUAAUCUGAAAGUAUUUCCAUGUUUGCAGUAUUGUAAUGAAGUCAACAGUGUUUAAAGACCAGCAGCUAAGCUGGUGAAGCAGACCUGCAACGACAUGAAGGUUAAAGGACUCUGACAGCACAGCUUACAGGAAGUGCAGUGGGUCCGUUUGCCUCAUGAGAUGGGCCAAGCUAAGCUAAGCCAAGCUAAGCUAGGCUAAGCUAAGAUGAGUCCACAGUGGGGAAUAAGCUGCUGUUAUAAACAUACAUCACAGUGGCUCUGAGGUGCAAAACACAAACAACAGAAAACAUUUCAGAGAACAACAAAAGCUGCACAACAUGUCUUGUGAGGGAUCACCGUGCUGCCACGACCAGUGUUUGGUCUCAUUGGUUCACAGCAACACGACUCCAGUUUACAGAAGCAGCUCUGCUAGAGCUGAUGAAGUGUCUUUCAUCUGCUGCUCCACACUGAAUCCACCGCUCUGGUUCUGUAUGUGAACAACUGGCCUUCUGUGUUUCAUGCUCGCUGUUGGUUUUCAUCAUCUGACGUUGAAUGUUUAGGAUUAUAAAAUCCAGUGUUUGUGAAAGCAGCUGCUGUGAAGUGAAUAAAACUCCUGAUGAUCUGGUG
Molecule: messenger RNA, 1814 nt
Organism: Stegastes partitus (bicolor damselfish)
Lineage: Eukaryota; Metazoa; Chordata; Actinopteri; Pomacentridae
Product: programmed cell death 1 ligand 1-like
Exons: 3
Coding region: 208-828 (206 amino acids)
Biological process (GO): cellular response to lipopolysaccharide; immune response; negative regulation of T cell proliferation
Cellular component (GO): external side of plasma membrane
Source: RefSeq, a predicted model, not a curated record